CGGAGUUGGGCAGCGGAGGGGGAACCGGCGGCACCCGCGGCCGCCCACUGUUUGCAAACGGGCCCGCGUCUGGGGCCGCAGGAACACCCUACCACCGGUGCAGCGCCCUCCCGGGGUCGGCAGAGGGGAACCGGGAUCCUGAGCUGCAGGCCCGGGGGGUUGGGGGGGGGGGGAGAAGCUCGCAAGUGAAACUAUUAUUAUCGCCCUGCGGAGCUCUGAGCUCUUGGAAGCCGCCGCGUGGAGACGGAAGGAGCCGCCGCCGCCGUCGCCGCCGCGCCCCUGCCCUUUCGCUUUCAUUAGGGGAGACAAAUCCGCUGUCAGGCAGCCAGCUUUCCAAUUUACCGAUAAUGAUUCUUGCAUGAAAAUUGAUCGAGGGGCUCUCCGUCGCCGUGCGCUCUCGCCUCCCGCUCUCCUGCCCGAGCGCCUAGCCCGCUAGUACUGCGCCCUUUGCCCGCCCCCUCUCAGUCUAUCUCCGAGUCCGUGGUCGGACACCGAGCCACGGAGAUCACGGGGGUGUGUUGGCUGGGUGUCGGCGGAGAGAGCCACCGGCCCCGGACUUGUUUGGCGGCCGCUGCCUCCGUUACUUGUGAGGGGGAUCGCGCCCCCUCCUACUUCGCGGCUGUUUGGGUAUUAAUUUUCCCCUCUCCCCCACCCGCUCGCCCCCUCCCUCCUCCUCCUCUCCCACCCCGCCCCUCCUCUCCCAGUAGCUAAGGGGAAACGAAAACAAAGCCGGUUUCUCCUUGGCAACCAGAGAUACCCCUCCGCCCCCUCCCUUUUCCCCUCGGGUUCUGGACGGGAAGCCCUGUGGGGAACAGGUCUCUUGACCCUCGCCCUUGACAUUCAAAUGGCUGCGCCGAGCGGAGGCCGCUGCUCGCUCGUCCCUAGGGCCUCUCUGCCCCCUCCCUGCCUGCCCCGGUCCCUCUCCCCGGAGUCCCUGAGACCUUAGCCCCCGAUUUCACCGCCCUCGCCGCCCCUGCUUCUCUCUGGCUGCUCAGCGCUCUCCCGCCUGCUUCCCUCCACCGCGCUCCCCCUCCCUUUUUAUUUGCAUCUCAAGUCCAAAAGGCAGAAAAUACGCACGCGGCGAAGACACCAGCGGCCGCGGCGGCUCCGGCCCGUCGUGGUCGUCAAUUCCCUCAUUGUGGACCUGCCAGGGCCGAGGUGGCCGAAGCUGCCCGGCCCGAGGCUGAGCCCUUGGAUCACCUCGGGGAGGGGGGGGGCGGCAGGAAGGCUUGAUUUUAUUUUUUCCGGCACGCUCGAGAUCGCUCUUCUGCCUUUAUUUUAUUGUUUUGGACAUUUUUCAGCGCCGUGGCGUGGACGGUGCUUUUUGUUUUGCUGCUGGGUUUUUAUAUAUGCAUAUAUAUAUAUAUAUUUUUUUUUUCGUCCUUCGUCCCUCCGGUCACUAUGGAAUUCUAGCCUGAAUCAUGUUUGGGUUGAAGCCGCCUCUGUAUUACUUACCAGGCAUGAGCCAUGAGCCCAAGUCCCCCUCGCUAGGGAUGCUCUCCACCGCCACCAGGACCACCGCCACCGUCAACCCCCUCACCCCCUCGCCGCUCAAUGGCGCCCUGGUGCCCAGCGGCAGCCCCGCCACCAGCAGCGCGCUGCCCGCCCAGGCUGCGCCGUCCUCCGGCUUUGCCGCUGCGCUGCGCAAGCUCGCCAAACAGGCGGAGGAGCCCAGAGGGUCGUCACUGAGCAGCGAGCCGUCCCCCGUGUCCUCGCCGGCCACCAACCACAGUUCUCCAGCUAGCACGCCCAAGCGUGUGCCCAUGGGCCCCAUCAUUGUGCCCCCUGGGGGCCACAGCGUCCCUAGCACGCCGCCUGUGGUGACCAUUGCCCCAACCAAGACUGUCAACGGCGUGUGGAGGAGCGAGAGCCGCCAGGAUUCCAGCUCGAGGGGCGGCAGCAGUGGGCGGGAGCGCCUCCUCGUGGAGCCUCCGCUGCCCCAGGAGAAGGCUGGCGGCCCAGCCAUCCCCUCGCACCUGCUCAGCGCCCCCUAUCCCUUCGGCAUCUCCCCCGGCUCCGUUGUGCAGGAUUCCCGGUUCCCACCGCUCAACCUGCAGCGGCCCGUGCACCAUGUGGUGCCCCCCAGCACCGUCACCGAGGACUACCUACGAAGCUUCCGGCCCUACCACACGGCUGAGGACCUGCGCGUGUCCUCCCUGCCGCCCCUCAGCCUUGACCCGGCCGCAGCAGCCGCCUACUACCACCCCAGCUACCUGGCCCCGCAUCCCUUCCCCCACCCGGCCUUCAGGAUGGACGACUCCUACUGCCUGUCGGCCCUGAGGUCACCCUUCUACCCCCUCCCUGCCCCCGGCUCCCUGCCCCCACUGCACCCAUCUGCCAUGCACCUGCACCUGUCCGGAGUGCGCUACCCGCCAGAGCUCGCACACCCGUCCCUGGCAGCGCUGCACGCAGAGAGAAUCUCGGGCCUCAGCGCCGAGAGGCUGCAGAUGGAUGAGGAGCUGAGGCGGGAGCGGGAACGCGAGCGGGAGGCUGACCGCGAGCGGGAGAAGGAGCGGGAGCAGCGGGAGCAGCGGGAACAGGAGCGGCAGCGGGAACAGCGGGAGCAGCGGGCCCGCGAGAAGGAGCUGCCAGCCACCAAGCUGCUGGAGCCAGCCUUCCCACCCGGGGCCGAGCUGCACGCACUGCGGGGCCACGCCACUGAGGAGCGGGUCAGGUCCGCGGAGCAGCUGACCCCGACGCGAGCAGAGAAGGUGAAGGAGUCGGGCCUUCAGGCACCCAAGCCCGUGCAGCACCCUUUGCACCCGGUACCCACCCCUCACCACGCAGUGCCCAGCCUCAUCUCCACGCACGGCAUCUUCUCCCUGCCGGGCAGCAGCGCCGCCACAGCCCUGCUGAUCCAGCGCACCAAUGAGGAGGAGAAGUGGCUGGCCCGGCAGCGGCGGCUGCGGCAGGAGAAGGAGGACCGGCAGUCGCAGGUGUCCGAAUUCCGGCAGCAGGUGCUGGAGCAGCAUCUGGACAUGGGCCGGCCCCCAGCACCGCUGGAGGCGGAGCAGCGGCCUGACAGCGCCAGGCCAGGACCAAACCGUCACGAGCCAGGCAGCCGGGAUCCCCCGCAGCACUUUGGGGGACCACCACCCCUCAUCUCGCCCAAGCCCCAGCACCACACUGUGCCCACGGCCCUCUGGAACCCUGUGGCCCUCAUAGACAACACCCUGGAGACGCGACGUGUCGAAAGCCACACUCUGCAUGGCCACUCGGCCGCGUCCGAGCCCAGCCGCCAGGCUGCGCUGCCUCUGGUGAAGGUGGAGCGAGUGUACUGCCCGGAGAAGGCCGAGGAGCCCCGGAAGCGCGAGGCGGCCCCCCUGGACAAGUACCAGCCCCCGCCGCGGGAGGCGGGCAGCCUGGAGCCGCAGGCCUUCUCCCACGGGCCGGGACCCUUCCUAGCUGAGCUGGAGAAGUCCACGCAGACCAUCCUGGGCCAGCAGCGGUCCUGCCUCCCCCAGGCCACCCUUGGGGAGCUCAGCAGGCCACUGAAGGCCGACUCGCCCUACCGGCCCCCGGCCCCGCGGGCCCCCGACCCUGCUUACAUCUACGACGAGUCCCUACAGCAGCGCAGGAGGCUGGUCAGCAAGCUGGACCUGGAGGAGCGCAGGCGGCGGGAGGCCCAGGAGAAGGGGUACUAUUACGACCUCGACGACUCCUACGAUGAGAGCGAUGAGGAAGAGGUCAGGGCCCACCUGCGCUGUGUGGCCGAGCAGCCGCCCCUCAAACUGGACACAUGCUCCGAGAAGCUAGAGUUUUUGCAACUUUUUGGCUUGACCACCCAACAGCAGAAGGAGGAGUUGGUGGCCCAGAAGCGGAGGAAGCGCCGGCGGAUGCUGAGGGAGAGAAGCCCUUCGCCGCCGCCCCUGCAGAGCAAGCGACAGACGCCCUCGCCGAGGCUGGUGCUGUCCACCCGCUACAGCCCCGAGGACAUGAACAACAGCCCCAACUUGGAGGAGAAGAAGAAGUUCCUGACCAUCUUCAACCUGACCCAUGUCAGCACCGAGAAGAGGAAAGACAAGGAGAGACUUGUAGAACUGCUCCGUGCCGCGAAGCAGAGGGCACUGUCGGCAGUGGCAGCGACAGACACGCUGGCAAGCUCUCCGAGGGACAGUCCCACCGUCUCCCUGAGUGAACCAGACGCGCAGCCCGUCCCGCUGGAGACUGACAAGCCUGUGGGUGUUGCCGCCUCCUUGUCUGACAUCCCGAAGGCUGCGGAGCCCAGCCGACUGGAACAACUCCGCGUCCAGGAGCCCGCCCCUGCCAGCGGUGAGAAGGCCAGGCCGAGUGAGGCCCCCGGGGGCAAGAAGAGCCUGAGCAUGCUGCAUCACAUCCGGGGUGCCGCGCCCAAGGACAUUCCUGUGCCGUUGUCCCACAGCGUCAACGGGAAGAGCAAGCCCUGGGAGCCCUUCAUGGCUGAAGAGUUUGCGCACCAGUUCCAUGAGUCGGUGCUGCAGUCCACCCAGAAGGCGCUACAGAGGCACAAAGGAGUGAACGCCUUGCUGUCCGCAGAGCUGACCCACAAGGCCGACGCUUCCGUCCACUACAACAUUCCCGAGCUGCAGUCCACGGGCCGGCUUCCUGCGCCCCAGCACAACGGGCAGCAGGAGCCCCCAGCUGCGAGGAGGGGCCCGCCGGCGCAGGAGAUGGACUGCAACUCAGCAGAGGAGGAGGAAGAGGAGGAGGAGGAGGAGGAGGAUGAGGAAGUCCCCAGGCACAAGUGGCAAGGGAUUGAGGCGAUAUUUGAAGCUUACCAGGAACACAUAGAAGAGCAAAACCUGGAGCGGCAGGUGCUGGAGACGCAGUGCCGCCGGCUGGAGGCGCAGCACUACAGCCUGAGUCUCACGGCCGAGCAGCUCUCGCACAGCAUGGCAGAGCUGAGGAGCCAGAAGCAGAAGAUUGUCUCAGAGAGGGAGAGGCUCCAGGCCGAACUGGACCACUUACGGAAGUGCCUUGCCCUGCCUGCGAUGCACUGGCCUCGGGGCUACUUCAAGGGGUACCCUAGGUGACGGUUCCCCGUACACCAGGCUGAACCUAUAGCAUAGAAAAUAUUAUCUAUUUUAUUACCUUGAAUAUUUAAUAUUUUUCACUGGGAGGUUUGAAGCUUAAAACAAGGAUGUGCCAUGCAUGAAGCAAAGGUUCCACACCAGGGGACCCCGCGCUCCCCUGACUGGCCGCCCGGCUCGCCCUCUUCCCCGCGCAGCACAAUACCAACACUAACUGGACCUGCUCCUGGCCUUGCUGCGAGCCGCUGUGGCAUCGGCUGUGGCAUCGGCUGUGGCAUCGGCUGGCAGGGGUUGGUCUCCUUCCACAGGCCUGCACGCAGGUCGGGGCGUCGUAAGAGCUUCCGCUGCUUCCGGUUCUCACAGAAUUGUCUUCAAAGCAACGGGCCCUGGGAGCAAAGCAACCGAAAGGCGUUUCCUUGGAAAAGCGCUGAGCCCACAAACCGGGGGAGCAGUCACACCCACCACGCCACAGCUGUGGCCGGGAAGUCAACGGUGCUUCAGCCUUGUACUGUGUAUAUAUAUUAAAGUUUUGUAUGUUUUUAUUACUUUAAUUAUUGUUAUAAAAAGCCUGCCAUUUUUAAUAUGUGGUUUGGGGAAUUUUUGUUUUUCCUGUUUAGGGCUUUGUUUUUUUGUCUUUCUGGACAAAAAAAGAAAAAAAAAACAAGUUGCUUUUUAGUGUCUGUACUGCUGCUGGUCAGGACAUGAAAAGGGGAGUGACUGCUGCCUGCGGCGCUGGGCCGUCCCCGGCCGCCAGCCCUGUGCGCUGCUCACCUCCGCCACCGCCCCGUGCUUGUGCAAGCUGCGAGCGAGGCCUCCACACGCGCACACGGCAGCUACACAGAACCGCUCAGGAAGCCAUCCCCGCCCGGAUGUGGCCUCAGUGGAGCCCCGAUCCUGGAUCUCCAGGAGUGGCCAGAAACUGGGGUGGGGGGAAGAGGUGGGGCGCUCCUGUCCCAGCCAGCAGGGGUUCCUGGCACCGAGGGUCUGACCUUGUGGCAGGGGUGGAGGCUUCGCAGUACGGAGCAGCUUGCUGGCAGCUGGCACGUAGUCACUUCUCUGCCCCCACGCAGCUUGUUCUGUGUGUCUGCCAAGAAAUCCAGUCACUAGCAAACUCCGAAAAGAGCUGCCCGUGUUCUCGCAGCCAACCCGCACCCUGCUCUCCGUAGAAGUGACGAGAACGGGGGUUGCGCCACGGCCUCCACUGCAGACACGUUCCUCGGGUGUGGAGGGCAGCCCUGCUGCAUUCCCCCAACUCGGUCUGCUUGUUGGCAUAAGAGCCGCCGCAUCUGGGCACUGCAUGCCAGGCCACCUCCCAUGUACUCCGACCAGCAAGGGCCUUGGCCGAUUGCAAAACCAGUACAACUGGUGUAAUAAGAAAGAAAGGCAUCUGAGGGCGACCCUUUAACGUUAGUGCUGCUAGUGGGGUAAAGGACGGGCCAUCUCUGGAGGACGUGGGCUUACCUCUUUCCAGUUGUGGACAGGGCAAGCUUGCCUGCCGAGCUGCCCUCUGCCCCAGGGCCUUGUGCUCAAGGACGACAAUCAGAGAACCUGCACAUGCUGUUCAGGCCCGGGGCCUGGCAGUGGGCGUCCCACCCUCCCGCAGUGCCAGGGCAGGCUGCUGCGGUCACUGGUGCGCCCUGACAUGCCCCCCAGCGCUCAGCUAGGUAAACCUUACACCUGAGUGGCACCAACACCCUGCUGCAGGCAACUACAGGCCAUCUGCGGUCGGGAGCGCGUGGUCUGCCAAGUCUCCCAAGUGAAGCCGAAUCCAAGCCAGGGCCCCCUUCCCGAGGCCGCCGGCAGACGGAGCUGGCACUAGCUGGCUGUGCUCCUCUGCAGUGUCCAGGAGCCGCUUAGCUGCAGUCUCUGUCACCAGACUUUACUCUCGCACUAGUCUGUCCCCAACCUUCCGGUCCAGUGCUUAACUUCUUAGCUCUGCCCUGGCUGAGGGAGACCGCGCUCCCUGGCUCGCUCUGCGCUGUGCCAGCUCCCACAGCAGUGAGCCCACGCACGGCGGGCAGGAGGACCACGGUGCCUCGGCCACUCUGGGGGCAGUUUAGAUGCUGUGAAAUGAAAUCUGUUCUAAGUGUACUUGUUUGGAUUAAUUGUAUUGUAAUAUUAUUUGUUGAAUGUAGUAAUUAGGUAUUUAUGAAUAUAUUGCUGUAAUUUUUGACAACAUCCCCCAAAAAUAAAAUCUUCCUAAAUCAU
Molecule: messenger RNA, 7217 nt
Organism: Ochotona curzoniae (black-lipped pika)
Lineage: Eukaryota; Metazoa; Chordata; Mammalia; Lagomorpha; Ochotonidae
Gene: GSE1
Product: Gse1 coiled-coil protein
Exons: 17
Coding region: 1422-5012 (1196 amino acids)
Source: RefSeq, a predicted model, not a curated record